AUGGCUCCGGGCGUUCUUGAGCCAGCCGGCAGCGCGGAGAACGUCAUCUCGCUCACCUCACUGACCGAAAGCUACGACGACACACUCCGUUUCUACCUCAAUGGGACGAGGGUCGAGCUGGAUGCGGUGGACCCAGAACUCACCUUGUUGGAGUAUCUAAGAGGCAUCGGCUUGACGGGCACAAAGCUGGGAUGCGCAGAAGGUGGAUGUGGUGCGUGUACGGUGGUGGUCUCACAACUGAACCCGACCACCAAGAAAAUAUACCAUGCCUCAGUCAACGCUUGUCUGGCUCCCCUGGCCAGCGUCGAUGGCAAGCAUGUGGUUACUAUCGAGGGCAUUGGCAAUUCCAAGAACCCUCAUCCCGCACAGCAGCGGAUCGCCAUGGCAAGUGGGAGCCAGUGCGGCUUUUGCACACCGGGUAUAGUCAUGAGCUUGUAUGCUCUACUGAGAAAUAAUGGUCCUGGGGCAUCAGAGAUCGAGGUCGAGGAAAACUUCGAUGGCAACCUGUGCCGAUGCACGGGCUACCGACCGAUCCUCGACGCAGCUCAGAGCUUCAACAAGUCUUGUGGCAAGUCGAUUGCCAACGGCGGUUCUGGCUGCUGCAUGGACAAGGGGGGUUCCUGCAACGGUGCCACAAAUGGCGCCAGCGACGUGGACGCUCCUGAGAAGAAGUAUACUCCGCCAUCUUUCAUUCACUACGAUCCGUCAACAGAGUUGAUUUAUCCUCCUGCACUAAGGAAGCAUGAGCUCAGGCCGCUCGCGUUUGGGAACAAGAGGAAGAAGUGGUACAGGCCCGUUACUCUUGAGCAGCUGCUGGAGAUCAAGAACGCUCACCCAGCUGCUAAGUUGAUUGGUGGUAGCACUGAGACCCAGAUCGAGAUCAAGUUCAAGGCAGCCCAAUACUCGGCCUCAGUAUAUGUAGGCGAUAUUGCCGAACUUCGACAGUACUCGUUCCAUGAUGACUACCUGGAGAUUGGUGGCAAUGUCGCCUUGACAGAUCUCGAAGACAUCUGUGACGAGGCUGUCAAACACUACGGCGAGGCCAAAGCACAACCAUUUAAAGCCAUCAAGAAAGCUAUCAGGUACUUCGCAGGUCGACAAAUCCGAAACGUUGGCACUCCCGCGGGCAACUUGGCAACAGCUUCUCCCAUCUCCGAUCUGAAUCCAGUCUUCGUCGCCACAAACUCGAUUAUGAUUGCCAAGUCCCUCAAGAAGACUACAGAGAUACCUAUGGGCAGCUUCUUUAAGCGCUACCGAGUGACCGCUUUGCCUGAAGAUGCUGUAAUCGCAGCGAUGAGAGUCCCCAUCACCGCUGAGAAAGGAGAAUACGUCAGAUCGUACAAGCAGGCGAAGCGGAAAGACGACGAUAUCGCUAUUGUCAAUGCUUGCCUGCGAGUCGCGCUGGACGACAACUACAAGGUCAAGAACGCCAACCUGGUCUACGGAGGAAUGGCUCCUAUCACCAUUGAAGCUAAACAAGCGUCUGAAUACAUCGUGGGAAAGACCUUCACAGAUCCACAGACACUAGAGGGAGUAAUGAGUGCCUUGGAACACGACUUCAACCUUCCAUUCGGCGUGCCCGGAGGAAUGGCCUGGUACAGGAAAUCCUUGGCUUUGGGAUUCUUCUACCGCUUUUACCAAGAAGUCCUUGUUCAGAUCGAAGAAGCGAGCAAGGAAGCAGAUACAGAAGUAGUCGGAGAGAUUGAGCGAGAAAUCUCAAAAGGCCACAAAGACCACGAUGCUUCUGUCGCUUACUCGCAGAAGGUUCUUGGGAAGGAACACCCGCAUCUGGCGGCACUGAAGCAGUGCACCGGAGAAGCCCAGUAUACGGACGAUAUCCCUACACAGAAGAACGAGCUUAUCGGCUGCCUCGUUCUAUCGACCAAGUCACAUGCGAAGCUGAUCAGCGUUGACGCCAGCCCGGCGCUCCAACUCCCAGGUGUCGCCGCCUGGGUUGACAGGCACGAUUUCCCGAAUCCCAAGGGAAACUGGUGGGGUGCGCCUGUGUGCGACGAGGUCUUCUUUGCCGAGGACGAAGUCUUCACGGCGGGUCAACCCAUUGGUAUGAUUCUGGCAAAUACGCCUCAGCAAGCUUCUGCUGGUGCCCGUGCUGUCCUGGUCCAGUACGAAGAACUGCCGGCUAUCUAUACCAUCGAAGAGGCGAUAGAGAAGCAAAGCUUUUUCGCGCACUACCGGUACAUCCGCAGAGGUGAUGUCGACAAAGCGUUUCAAGAAUGCGACUAUGUCUUCGAGGGUACUGCCAGGAUGGGUGGGCAGGAGCACUUCUACCUCGAGACCAACGCUGCUCUCGCGAUUCCCAAGCCAGAGGAUGGUGAAAUGGAAGUCUGGAGCAGCACGCAAAAUCCGUCAGAAACGCAGGCCUAUAUCGCAAAAGCUCUGGGCGUGCAGUCCAACAAGAUCGUUUCCAAAGUCAAGCGUCUCGGUGGCGGCUUUGGCGGCAAAGAGACCCGAUCAAUCCAGCUCUCGACAAUCUGUGCUGUCGCAGCAAACAAAGUGAAGCGGCCAGUUAGAUGCAUGCUCAACCGUGACGAAGACAUCAUGACCUCUGGCCAGCGACACCCGUUCCUGGCCAUCUGGAAGGUCGGAGUCAACAAGGACGGCAAGAUCCGAGCUCUGAGAUGCAAUGUCUUCAACAACGGAGGAUGGUGUCAAGAUCUGUCGGCUGCGGUCGUGGACCGGGCCCUAUCACACAUCGAUGGGUGCUACAAUAUCCCCAACGUAGACGUCGACGGCCGGGUGUGCAAGACCAACACUGUCUCAAACACAGCCUUCCGUGGCUUUGGCGGCCCCCAAGGCAUGUUCAUCGCCGAAACGUACAUGGAGGAAAUAUCGGAUCAUCUCAAGAUCCCCGUCGACCGCCUCCGCGAAAUCAACUUCUACAAGGACGGCGAGCAGACACAUUUCAAGCAAGCCCUCGAGGACUGGCAUGUCCCGUUGAUGUACAAGCAAAUCAAGGAGGAAUCUGACUACAACGCGCGCCGCAAAGCCGUCGACGAGUUCAACGCCACGCACAAGUGGCAGAAGAAAGGCCUUGCCAUCAUCCCGACCAAAUUCGGCAUUUCUUUUACGGCACUAUUCCUCAAUCAAGCCGGCGCACUCGUGCACAUCUACCACGACGGUUCGGUGCUUGUCGCCCACGGCGGCACAGAAAUGGGUCAAGGUCUGCACACCAAGAUCUGCAUGAUCGUCGCCGAAGCGCUCCAAGUGCCUCUCACGGACGUACACAUUUCCGAAACGGCAACCAACACGGUCGCCAACUCAUCCAGCACGGCAGCGUCGGCCUCAUCCGAUCUCAACGGCUACGCCGCGUACAACGCAUGCAUGCAGAUCAAUGAGCGGCUGGCGCCGUACCGCGAGAAAUUCGGCCCAAAGGCCUCGAUGCACCAGCUCGCCACGGCAGCGUACUUUGACCGCGUCAACCUCUCGGCCAAUGGAUUCUACAAGACGCCCGAGAUCGGCUACAUCUGGGGUCCCAACCCCGAUGACCCGACAAAGGAGAACACGGGUAAAAUGUUCUUCUACUUCACGCAGGGCGUGACGGCGAGCGAAGUCCUGAUAGAUACGCUCACGGGCGACUGGACGUGCCUGCGCUCCGACAUCAAGAUGGACGUCGGCCGCAGCAUCAACCCGGCCAUCGACUACGGGCAGAUCGAGGGCGCGUACGUGCAGGGCCAAGGACUCUUCACCACGGAGGAGUCUCUCUGGCACCGCGCCAGUGGGCAGCUCUUCACGAGGGGUCCGGGCGCCUACAAGAUCCCCGGCUUCCGCGACAUUCCGCAGGUCAUGAACGUCUCGCUGCUCAAGGAUGUCGAGUGGAAGAAUCUGCGCACGAUCCAGCGGUCGCGCGGCGUCGGCGAGCCGCCGCUGUUCAUGGGCAGUGCGGUCUUCUUCGCCAUCAGGGAUGCCCUCAAGGCCGCGCGGAAGCAGUAUGGUGUGGAGGAGGUGCUGAGUCUGAGGAGCCCGGCCACGCCCGAGAGGAUCCGGAUCAGUUGUGCGGAUCCGAUUCUCAAGAGAUGCGCCGUAGAGCCGAGGGAAGGGGAAAAGAGUUUCUUCAUCUCGAUCUGA
Messenger RNA from Cladophialophora yegresii CBS 114405, 4086 nucleotides. RefSeq names its product xanthine dehydrogenase. Gene Ontology annotation, molecular function: oxidoreductase activity; 2 iron, 2 sulfur cluster binding; iron ion binding. NCBI's taxonomy places the organism in Eukaryota, Fungi, Ascomycota, Eurotiomycetes, Chaetothyriales, Herpotrichiellaceae. The coding region runs from base 1 to 4086 and encodes 1361 amino acids. The transcript has a single exon. The record is from RefSeq and is a predicted model, not a curated record.